AUGACGAUUGAAAGGGAUAAAAAUCGACCAAAUAAAUUUUUCACAUUUGAAGAUGUUAAUAAACAUUUUAGUCAUGAUGAUUUAUGGAUUAUAGUUUAUAAUAAAGUAUAUGAUGUCAGUAGUUUUAUAAAAGAAGAGUUGCACCCUGGAGGUGCAGAAGUUAUCAUUGAAUUCGGAGGUUCGGAUGCCACUGAAGCCUUUGAUGAUGUUGCCCAUUCAAACGACGCUUAUGAAAUGUUAGAACCUUAUUAUAUUGGAGAUAUUGUAGUUAAUCAACAAAGGCAUUAUCAUUCAAAUAGAAAGAUGCUAAUGGAAGCUGAAGAAAAGAUGAAAAGGUUAAAACAAGAGAAAAUUCAAAGGGCCAAAGAAUGGAAACGUCAACAACAAUUAAAAAAGAUGAUGGAGAAUUUAACGAUUUUACUAUUAUUACUAUUAGCAUUUUGUACAAUAUUAUUUUACUUCCUAUUACAGAGUUUUAAAAGAAAUUAUUACGGUGAUUUCUUUCAGUAG
Yamadazyma jaroonii is the source of this 510-nucleotide messenger RNA. The record is from the annotation of a GenBank genome assembly. Lineage: Eukaryota; Fungi; Ascomycota; Pichiomycetes; Serinales; Debaryomycetaceae.